Zerene cesonia (dogface butterfly) is the source of this 2029-nucleotide messenger RNA. Its product is annotated as U-scoloptoxin(01)-Er1a-like. Gene Ontology annotation, molecular function: chitin binding. The coding region runs from base 79 to 576 and encodes 165 amino acids. The transcript has 6 exons. The record is from RefSeq and is a predicted model, not a curated record. NCBI's taxonomy places the organism in Eukaryota, Metazoa, Arthropoda, Insecta, Lepidoptera, Pieridae. Gene Ontology annotation, cellular component: extracellular region.
ACAGCUCAGUUGUACUUCAGUUGUACAGUGAGUGUGGUGUGUACAGUGCAUAGAACAUAAAUAAAAAAAACCGGAAAAAUGAAACCGUCACGAUUUUGCAGCUUACAAAUUGGAUCUGUGGGUGUUCUAGCUCUGCUUCUGUACCUAAUUGAUUAUUCUAUAGCUUCGCUGGACGGUUAUAUACCUGGCGAAGACUACCCAGCAUUCGAAGAGGUGCCAACGGGGCUGGCCUUCACCUGCGAUGAUAAGAUACCCGGAUAUUAUGCUGAUCCUGAAACGCAGUGCCAAGUCUGGCAUUGGUGUGUACCAACUAUUGGUGGUAACAUACAAUACUCAUUCCUCUGUAACGCUGGCACUGUGUUCAACCAAAGAACGAGAGUCUGCGAUUGGUUCUUUAAUGUGGAUUGCCCCAGCGCGCCCGCUUUCUAUGGAAUUAACGAGGACCUGUACAAAGACGAGGCUGGAAACUUAAUCGCUGGCAAAAAGACAUAUAAAACUGACAAUACAUUCGACAAAAGACGACUAUUAGCACGGCUUAGGCAUAAUCUCCAACAGAAUAUUAAAUUGACAACGUGAAAAACAAGUGACGACUAAACAAAUAACCUGAAUUUAUUGGUACAAUGAUAAUCUUAUAACGAACCUAUUACUGCGAGUGACUUCAUUACAAAAUAUCUUUUCGAUUUAUUCUCAUAAAUUCACAAAUAAAAUUGAUUUUAUUUGAAUAUAGGUACAACAACAACAAAUUGUUUUUUAAACUUUAAAUAGUUUGCUCGCUUUAAAAGAUAUGUCGAUGUAACAUUUUAUUAUUGGGUUUAUUUCUUAAUUAUCAAAGUAUGAUAAGGCAGUUUAGGUCGUUUCUUUCUUUAGUUAUAAAUACCAUGAGAAGGCAUUUUACUUUGAGUAGAUUUCAAUGUUACUUAUAGAUAUAGAUCAAUACAACUUUUUGUUCUGUAAAUAACGAUUUGAAUGGAAUGUCUGCUUGUUUGCGUCAAGAACUAAACUGAUUUUUGUGAAACUUUAAUAUGGAAUUAAAAACGUAAUCAAUGUAUUGGAAUGCUUUUACCUCUUUCUAGCUAAUCAAAUCAUUUAUUUUAUUUGUAAAGCUAGGUAAAGUAGGUUUUCUAAUAUGACUAACAUACUAAUAUACAUAUUUUAACAUGGUGUCAUACUAUAUCGAAAUAUAAAUUAGUACAUGGUACAGGGGCUGUUGGACCCUAUGCCUUAUACUUCUGCGACCGUCAAAGACCUCAAAGACUCCUUAAAACCUGGUGAUCGUGGUCUUUUAACAUAUAUAUUAUAUUAUAUUAACGUAGGAAAGUGCAAACAUACAAAAAAUUCUAUUUUUUAGUAAAAAUAAAUAUACAAAAAAGGACUGACUUACUGACUGACUUGUUAACCAAAAUUAUUAAUAUUUAUCGUAUAAAUGAGCACUGAGUAAAAACUUUGAAAUUCCAUGUCUUAUGGGGGGAAAAGGGAGGAAUAUAAGAAGCUUAAAGCAGACGAAGUCGCUGGCAGGUAGUUGUAUUAAAAAGUACAUGAACAACAAUUAUAUUUCUUUAUAUGUUUGUUUUAUGUGUGUGUUUUUAUUGAGAAAUGUGAAAUAUUACGCAAUGAGGUUUUGGUAAAUAGCUUGUUUACAAUAAUACGAUGUUCUUAAUAUAAUAUCUUGAAAUGCGUUAUUCAAUAUUUGUAAAUAAUAAUAUUAGAUAAUAUAAUCGUUUUGCAGUUUUGUGAAGUUUUGUUUAAAGUGUGUAUAUAGCUUUUGAAUCAUUUAUGUAAUAAAAGGUUUCAGUCCAUGAAUACUAAAAUCUAUCAAUUGCUAUAUUUUAUUUAUUUAUUUGUAUUAACAACAUAGUUUAUUAUAUUUUUCAUUGAGAAAUUUAAUAUUGUAUGUAGCAUAGAAACCCUAAAUGUGUAUUUAUAAUUAAUAUGAAAUAUGUCAGAAAUUGUGUGAAAGAUUUUAAAACGUUACCGUGACGUACCAAAAUUAAUUACUUUUUACUUUUUUAUAAAAUAAAUAUUGAAUGAA